Molecule: messenger RNA, 7364 nt
Organism: Pectinophora gossypiella (pink bollworm)
Lineage: Eukaryota; Metazoa; Arthropoda; Insecta; Lepidoptera; Gelechiidae
Exons: 10
Coding region: 117-6998 (2293 amino acids)
Biological process (GO): chitin catabolic process; carbohydrate metabolic process
Cellular component (GO): extracellular region
Molecular function (GO): chitin binding; chitinase activity
Source: RefSeq, a predicted model, not a curated record
CGAAUAAAUCGAACACGAAUUUAAAAAGAAUAUUCCGAAUUUAAAAAUCAAUAAUAUUUAAAUUAUAAAAAUUAAAUAUUAGAAUACUUUUUAAAGAAGAAUGCUAGUUUGAUAAGAUGUGGGGUUGGUUGUUCGUCGUCGGUGUCGCGACACUAGUCGCGGAGUGUCGCAGCGCGGGCGCAGGCGCGGCGCGGCUUGUGUGCUACUCGGAGCGUCAGACAGAUGUCGCGGACUGCACGCACCUCAUCUACACGGGGGUGGCCAGAGGAGACAAACUUGACACCCUGCUGAAGGAAUAUCGCAAGAACAACCCUAGAGUGAAGAUUAUACUGCGAGUUAGUGAAGUUGAUAAGGACCUGCGCAGCCUCGUGAUGUCGAAAUAUGUGUCUGGUUUAGAACUGCACGAUGCUCACCGAACCCUCAACCGGAGCAGCGUCAUCGAGACGGUGGAGGCGGCGCGCGCAGCCAUCAACGCUGCCGGCGGCGGCCCCCUCUUCCUGGCCCUACCGGCCCACCCGGAACUCCUAGCGAAGUACUACGACCUGCACACCCUGGUAAAGAAGGUGGACCUGAUGAUGGUACAGACCCACGCGCUGGGGCUCGUCAAGAAGAUGACCUACCACCCCAGCAGGCUGAGUGGCUUGUGGGAUAUGAUGAACACGGACUCAGUAGUAGACCUAGUAGUGGGUCUCGGCGUCCCCGCUUCGAAGAUAGUCAUCAGCCUGCCAGCCACAGCCCGCCAGUUCCACCUUCUCAACGAGACCCUCAGUACUCCGGGCAGUCCCACUACGGAGGACGAGCCUAAGGAAAUCGAUCAAGGGGAGUUGUGUCGUCAGCUGCAGAAAGGAAGGUGGACGCUUGAACGCGAUCAGGACUUGUCCGCGCCUUAUGCUUUCAAGGAUAAAACUUGGAUAUCGUUCGAAGACUCCUCUUCCGUGGAUGUUAAGGGCAAGUACGCGCGAGUGCGCGGCCUGGCCGGGCUGGCCCUGCAUCAGGCCGAUAGAGACACGGAUACUCCGUGUGGACCCAGCCUUAAGACUGCGUUGGCUAAGGUGCUUAACCAGCAGAGUCGAGCGCCUAGGGCUGCUGUUUUGAGAUCUCUGGAGCAUGAGAUCCUGUCAGCGCCGACACAUGCACGUGUAGUGGACGCGCUGCAGGUGUCUCCAUACCGCAUCACGCAGGUGGUCGACUCCGACGGUGUCAUACACUCCAUUAGAGAGGAUACCCGUACGGAGUUCUCGUGCUCGCGUCAGGGAUAUUUCGUGCACCCGCGCUCCUGCGCACGGUUCUACCGCUGUGUCAAGUUCGAUCAGCUUUCUCCUGAAUAUACCGUGUUCGAGUUCGACUGCCCAGCAGGCCUGGCGUUCGACUCCCGCUACGAGGUCUGCGUGUGGCCAGGCAGCCUGCCGCACUCGCAGGCCUGCCCUGGUUCUUCGGAAAUCGCGCCCGCACUUAGGACUCUCAUAAAUGUGAUCAACAUUCUGUUCUUGUCAGGUUACUACGCGGACCCGGAGAACUGUAGAUGGUUCUUUGCAUGCCUGGACCACGGCAAGGCACCGCUGACGGCGUAUGAGUUCCGCUGCCCCUUCGGACUGGGCUUCGACGCUGACAAGCUGAAGUGCGACUGGCCCUGGCUCGUACCCGCUUGUGGCAACAUCGCCAGAUACGAGGCUGAAGCGUAUGGCUUCGGUUCUGCUGCUCUUACUGGUGCAAACGGCUUCCAAGGUCAAACAGCAGACUCGAUCAACAUCGCGGCUCACCAGAGCCUCGUUUCCGGCGCUUCCCUGGAUAACCUCGUGGGGAUCCAGAACGGAUUCCUCUCUCAUGCUGAUGCUCUUGACUCUAACUUCAUCGCUUCCCAAGAGGCAGGUGGUUUCCAAGUCAGCCAUGGGAAUGCUUUAGCUGUUGGUGACGCUAAUGCUAACCCAGGUUUCGUUCAACCUACUAAAUACACCAGCGGUUCUCUCAUCUUAGACGAUUAUAGACUACCAACGAAACAGGAAGCUAGUCAUAGAGGCAUACAUGGACAAUUCAAUGGAUACGCCACUGGUUCAAAUGGUCAGUAUAACGGAUAUUCUGGUUCAUUAAACUUGCAAAAGUCACAAUACCAAAGUGCAGAUUACGACGCUGAUAAUUCUGGAGCGUACGUCCAUGAUCCUACAGGAGACUACGCUGAGCCAUACAGACAUGAAGAUGCACCAGCCGUACCUUAUACUCAUAGUGAAUCUAAUUAUAAAUCUAGCGACUAUUAUGAUGUUGGUAGAUACUCUGGUUCUCAAGAUUAUAAUGGGCAGUAUCAAUAUCAGGGUCAAAAUGAGGGGCAAUACCAAGCACAAAAUGAGGGGCAAUACCACGCUCAAAAUGAGGGGCAAUAUCAAGCUCAAAACGAAGGCCUAUACCAAGCUCAAAACGAAGGCCAAUACAACGCUCAAAAUGAAGGCCAAUAUCAAGGUCAAUACAAAAGUCAGUACCAAACUGGAAAUCAGGGUCUGUACCAAGCUCAAAACGAAGGUCAAUACCAUGGUCAAUACGCUCAAGACAACUCGGGAGCUUAUGUACAAUCCGGAUCCAAUAAUGCUCAAUAUUCCGGUGCCUACAAUGCAGACUAUUCUGGUUCUUACAUCCAUGACGAUUCGGGCAAAUACGUAGCUGGGGUAUACAGAGCUGACGGACACAUUGGAAAUUAUGGAGGUCAGUCUUCAGCGAAUAUCCAACACGGUAGCUACAGCAGCGGUAAUUCUGGCUACUUGAGCGAUAGUAAAGCUUACACAGGCGCCUCCCAUACUUUGACAGCAGGCGCUGUCAAUGUUGGCCUAGUAGGAAAAACUACUCUAGUCGACGCUGGUUACAACGAUCAGCUCAACUAUAACAGUGCAAGUAAUUCUUUCGGUCACAAUAUCGUUCAUCAAUACAACAACGGUCAUGUCCCGAUCAUUCAAGAACCUUCAGUGUCUAUAAACCAUGUUGGUACAGACGGCAACAACCUCGAUGGCUACAGUUUCGUGACAACGCCGACGUCUUCAGGCGUUCCUACAACAGCCACUCCUUUCGCAGUUACUACUGCUAUUCCUAUAACUACGUACAGAACGACCUUCGUCCCUGAAGCGCCUAAAACUGAUAUUAAACAAGUCUUCGGUUACACUCAACCCGCAGUCACUUACGUCCAACCGACUGUUACGGCAGUAAAGCAAUACGUAACACCUAAAGUUCAAGUCACCGAUUACAAUCAAGGAGUGAACUACCAAGCUUCUAGUACCGGAUCUGGUUCAUCAGGUUACGUCUACUCUAAACCAAGUAUCAAAUUCGAGGAAGGAGUUACUUACGCUACUCAAGUUCCUAUUGUAGUGUCGACAUUCAAGCCUCAGGGAUUCAGUCACAAUCAGCAGACUGUUCACAAUGUGGUUUCUAACUACGACUACUCUUCGCGUGUGCCGGUUACUGAGGAACCGUUUAAGAAAGUCAUAGCUUAUAAUACUUGUGAAGGAGGCGAUUGUAGUCCACAGCCUACUGGCCAGUCCUUCAGCCAUCAAACUAUUCACCAAACGAAUGAGUACUUACCACCAGCACAACAAGGGUAUAACUACGAAGCGCCGAAGACGGUUGUGGCAUAUGCGCAGCCUACAGUGGCUAGUUACACGCCGCAAACAUUCAGCCACCAAACCAUUCAUAAAGUAGAAAGCAGCAACGCUUAUAUUCCGCCUGUAGAAAAUACCUACAAAUAUUCAAAACCUACGAUCAGUUUCGAACAACCAAAAACUGUGGUAGAGCACACAACAGCACAACCCGUAGUCGUAACUACGUUCCAACCUCAAGGAUUCAGCCACCAAACUUUACAUAAAGUGGAUGCUAGUCAAGUCAAGACAUACUCAGACUCUGGCUAUAAAUAUGAGAAGCCUUCAGGAUAUGAAUAUCCUAAACCUAACAUUAAAUUCGAGGACGCACCUAAAACGGUGAUUCAGUACACUACUCCCGCGCCUGUAGUUUCUACGUACGAACCUCAGACAUACAGUCAUCAGACUAUUCAUAAAAUUGAAACACAAAGCUACAUUCCUGUAACGUCGACACCCGCUCCCGUACUCACUUACCACCAACCCGCUAUAAGCGUUUAUCAAAAUCCGAUCUUACAAUACACAGAAAACGUCACUCCCGUGUCGUAUGUACAACCCACCGCUCAAUCUUUCAGUCACCAAACUAUUCACAAAGUAGAAUCUAAUAAAUAUAUUUCUCCUGUCGAAGUACAACAAACUGGAUACAACUACGAAGCACCCAAGAAGGUUGUAGAAUACACUACAGCUCAGCCGGUUGUGACUACUACAUACAGACCGCAGGUGUACAGUCAUCAAACAUUGCACAAAGUUGAAGCUAGUAAGGUGAACGCUGAUUCUGGAUAUCAAUAUGAACAACCUGCUGUGAAGUUCGAAGAGUCACCGAAGACUGUCAUACAGUACACCACACCAGCACCUGCCAUCGUUUCUACUUACCAACCACAAACCUACAGCCAUCAAACGUAUCAUAACAUUAAGACGCAGAAAUACAUCCCUGAGACGUCAACUCCAGCUCCUAAUGUAGAGCUAACAUACCACCAACCUGCUGUAUCUGUAUAUGAGAAUCCUAUUCUGAAGUUCACUCAAAAUGUCACUCCUGUCCCAACAUAUACGCCAAUUAUUCAACAACACGAAGUCAACCACAUCGUUAGCCAACCCGUAGGUAUACAAUUCGAGACACAACAGAACGUAGGAAUAAGCCAAGAAGGUUAUUCUUACAGCCAACCUGAAAUCCAAAGAGACCUCGAAAACACAAAUGCUGCUAAAUCGUACUCCGAUGCUAGCCAAGUCUCUCAUCAAGUAUACCAUCAGUACAAUACAAAUAAGCAAGAAACUGGAAAGAACGUUGUUUUCGUAUCAACUACACCUUCGACUUUGGUUUACGAAGAUCAUUAUUCUGAUUAUGAAUCUCCGAAAUACAAAGCACAAGAGUAUAUUCCUCCAAGGACUGAUUACCAACAAACCUAUUCUGUUUCAACUGUAGCACCUCCCGUAGUCCACCAAAGCGAGGUCUACCACCAAACUCAGGAUCAUUACGAUUACUCUCAGCCCGGAGAUUACUCUCAACAAAACUUCGGUUCGGUUUCAUUUAGUACUUCUCAUGUUGAGCAGCCAAAGGUUGAAUCUGUUCACUUUUCGUCUAUCCCUGAAAUCCAGGUAGAACACAAGGCGGAAGACUAUUUGCCUCCAGUCGUGUCUACUGUUGCUACUCCGAUAGUAACUUCAACUUACAAACCUCGUGUUUACUCAACUACAACUCGCGAGUACUUGCCCCCUACUCCUCAGCCAACUGUGAAAGAAUAUUUACCCCCACAACCAACUGUGAAAGAAUACCUGCCUCCUCAACCUACUGUGACAGCAUACUUGCCUCCUCAACCUACUGUUACUGUUAAAGAAUACUUACCUCCUCAGCCAACUGUAAAGGAAUACCUACCUCCUCAACCAACUGUUAAAGAAUACUUACCUCCUAAAGUGACCACCUCCUAUUUACCCCCGUCAACAACUGCUCGCCCUAAAGUAAAGUUCUCGACUCAAGCUGCGACAUACUUGCCACCUCAGGAGGAAAAUAUAGGUGUCGUUAACUUCGAAAGCUACGGCUUCAGAAACAACGAAGAAAGUAACAUCAAUUACAACUCAUUCCCAGAAUAUACAGUAUCCUCAACACCUAAGGUCAACCUGCUUGGUUUUGGUACCGUAGGACCAGAUGCAGGAUUAGUGUCUUCAGUAACUUACACGACAGCCUCUCCCGUGUCUUCAUCAUACUUGCCCCCAGUAAGGAGAAUCAGACCGAAGGUGAAGUCUACUACCCAAGCACCUGAGUACCUACCACCUGUCCAGUCCACUACAUUCAAGGCUCCAGAAUAUCUGCCACCGGUAGAAACAGAAACCAACUUGAACUUCGGUAGUUUUGGUCUGAAGAACACUGAUCAGCUGGCAUACAAUCCUUAUCAAGAACAAGUUGUAGUAUCCACAUCAGCGCCGCUUCAAAGAAAGCAAAAUAUUGUUGUGCAAACUGCUAAAGCUAAUUUGCUUGGAUUUGGUACAGUGGGCUCCGAAGCUGGCCUAAUUUCUGAAGCGACAUACUCUACUGCAGCUCCAAUUGUUUCAAGCACAGAAUCUUUCUCAGUGACACCUAAGGUAGUAACUUCUACAUACGCGCCUAUCAAACAAGAGCUAGUUGAAGUCUCCCCAGUUCCUGUUAGAAGAACUAAGCCUAAGGUAGCUGUUGUUACCAAGAUUAAUGAUUUCAAUCCUCUUCUCGUGAGGAAAUUGGGUGCCGUAUGUAGUUGCCAGUCGCCAGUACUUAUUCUGAAGGGAAAGAGACCGAACGUUCAAGUUCAACAGGAAUAUGACGACUACAGCAACGAUAAUGAUUACGAAGAUGGUCGUGGAGACAUCGGCAACGAAUGGGCUUUAAAAUCUGACAGACUACAGGCGGUCAAAACCGUCACAACUGCCCCUACAGUUACAUCAACAUUCAAUCCUAUCAUCGUCCCUGACGACUCGUUCUACCAAGACAUUCAGGAUUCGAGCAUCGAAAUAACUCCUAAGAGCAGACAAGUUUAUUCAGAAGAAUUUGUUUCGAGCACCCCCGUGUACUCGACUACAGAGAGAAUAGUGAAGAUCAGACCACGAGUGAAGGCUGUGACUGUCGCGCCUACUUACAAGACAGUGGUGUUGAACCAAGAAGUUGCUCCCAAUGUAGUUGUAAAGGAUACAGUGACUAGAGGCAGAGACGACCUGCCGGACUGUCAGCGAGCCGGUCUUUUCCGUCACCCGAAGUACUGCAACAAGUUCUACGCGUGUAGGUGGGACUGCAAUAAGCAAAAGUUCACCGUCCACACUUUCAACUGCCCCGUCCAACUCAGCUUCGACUCCAGUAUAGGCGCCUGCAACUGGCCCAGCCAAGGCCCCGCCUGCCAGGGUGACACCCUACUUACCAACUCCUUAUAAAAUGUUAACAAAUGUGCCAUAAACGGCAAUGCGAAUCUCAUUGUGCCAUCAAAUGUGAUAACCUAUGGUCACAAUAUUGUUCUAAAUUGUAAUCAAUGAAUACGAUAAAGUUGUCUCUCUGUAAUUCAUAGAAGCUUUUAAUUUAUUUCGUUCAUUUUGUUAAUGUUAUUUUCUAGUUAUUUAUUAUUUCAUGUACUUAUCAUUUUAGCUUAAGCAAACCUCGGCAUCAUCGGUUGAAAUGAGAGUUACCAUUAUCUAGUUCAUUUAGUAUGUUAUGUAAAAUAGUGAAGUCAUUUUUUGUAUUUUUAUAAAAUUAAUAUAGAAACGCAAUACGCUGUAAAUGUAAAUAUAUUUCAUUCAAUUAAA